GCGGUAGUGACGUCACAAACGUCAGUAACGUAAGCCGUAGAGUUGACAGCGUCAACAUCAUGAGUGAAGAUGAAGUUCUCCGUGCUUCUGCAGCUCCUGGUGCUAUUGCUCGCUGUCGCAACGACUGUCAGUGCUCAGCUCGCCACCUCCUUCUGGGAGCGGUCGAGCGUCCUUCCCAGCUUCCACCGGUCAACCAACCACAGCCGCCUCUUCUACGCCGUGAUGUUUGAUGCAGGGAGUACAGGGACCAGAAUCCAUGUCUACACAUUCAUCUUUGCGGAGUCAGAGGCGCUUCCAGUUUUGGACAAAGAGAUGUUCCACUCAGUGAAGCCCGGUCUGUCAGCACACGCCGACUCUCCUGCGACCGCUGUACACACGCUGAAAGAGUUGUUGAAGGUGGCCAAGAGUUCAGUGCCUCGUCUGGAGUGGAAGAGGACUCCAGUGGUGCUCAGAGCCACGGCUGGACUUAGACUGCUGCCUGCACACAAAGCCCACGCUCUUCUGGAACAGGUUCAACGAGUGUUUGAUGAGUCUCCAUUUUUGGUCCCUGACAACAGCGUCAGCAUCAUGGACGGCACAAGUGAAGGAAUCCUGGCAUGGAUAUCAGUCAACUUCCUAUCGGGUCACCUUCACGCUCAGACCAACCACACGGUUGGAAUCUUGGAUUUGGGAGGAGGAUCCACACAGAUUACCUUCUUGCCACAAGCCAAGGCCAACCUAGAAAAAAUAAACGACGACGGCAGAUUCCACAUCUUCAACUCCUCUUUUGCAUUGUACACUCGCAGUUACCUUGGCAACGGGCUGAUGACAGCGCGACUUUCCACGCUGGGAGUGUUUGUCGCUGAAGAAGGGCUGCAGUGUCAAGUUUUUAAAAGUCCGUGCCUGCCCAAAGAGUUCUUGGACCAGUGGAGCUUUGGAGGGGAGACGUACCAAGUGAGCGGAGACCCAAACGGUGUCUCAGGAUACAAGUGGUGCUAUCAGGAUGUGGUGAAGACAGUCAAGGGGAUUAUUCAUCAACCCCAGCGGCUCCGAGACAGCGGCACGCAUUUCUAUGCGUUCUCCUACUACUUUGACCGAGCGCUGGAUGCCGGCCUUAUUGAUGAAGUCCAAGGUGGAAUGCUGGAAGUCAGAGACUUCAAGAGGAGCGCAGAGGAGGUGUGCGAGAAGACCGGCAGGGCGACUUCCAUCCAACCUUACUUGUGUCUGGACUUGACUUACAUCUUCUCUCUGCUCAAAGAUGGAUUUGGCUUCCAGGAGAGCACACGACUGCAGUUGGGCAAGAAAGUGAACAACGUGGAGGCAAGUUGGGCACUGGGUGCCAUGUUGGACCACUUUCACCAUCUAAACAUACGAUAAGCAGCAGGGAGUGAUACUUGAGGUGAGCGGGCCACGUGAAGGUCCUACAGCAGCCUUCAAACGAGCAGCGGAGGACCUGCCUGGAGAGGGGACGCCCGGUCCGAGGCGGCGGCGUUUCUCGCCUCUCCACUUCUGAUGGUGAGAUGUGCAUGUUGUCGCCUAGGAAACGGAUGGAGUGUGAAAAAAGUGAAGCUAAAGGGAGUGCCAGGUGGCUGCUCCCUGGAGGUGGACUGUUAAAAGAGCUAAUGGCAGGCAGCUGAUGGACGCCUGCUGGAGCGGAGCAGCCAAAUGAGAGAAGCAGAACAGCCUACCUGCUUUGAGGCCCUUUAACGGCUCCAAUUAGGUACGAGGCGUGCUAGAAGCGAUGGACCUUGGAGUCCUAGCCUGCUGCUAAAGAACGUAUUAGGACGUUUCCAAGACAUUACUUCUCACCUUUAAGCACCGCCAACGCUCAUUAUGGCCCAGCUGUUUAUUUACUUGCAAAAAGGAUGGGGCGUUAAUUGGAAGCAAGUGUUAAUUGGAGAGUAGCUGUUAUUUCCUGAACACUUGUUAUGAAUAUUUAAAAACUUACAUUUUGUAACUAAUAAUAAUUUGGAAAGUGGAAAUGUGGUUCUCUUUGACCACAUGCACAUUGGUUAGGUGUACUGCAAGAACAGAACCAUAGUUUAGGUGUAGGCCAGGAGCUGCAAUUGGGGUCAAGAGCAUCGACAUUAACUGUGGCUGUAGGAAACCUCAUGAUUUUGUUUUUAUCGCUAAAAGAAUCUAAAUAAAAAAAUGUAACGAUUGGUCAGCAGAUUUAUCUAGUUAUGCAUGCACUUUAAAUGCUGCUAUACAGCUGUUGGUGUGAAACUCAUGUGUUACACUUGCACUUCUGUUGUUUAUAAUCUAUCUACGCUAUUUAUGCUGAUUCAGCAGUUUGCUUGAUUCAAUGUCAUUAUCACACUGUACAAUUUAAUGUAAAAGUUAUUUAUUCCUCUUAUAAUUGUCUAAUUUAUCUAAGAGGAUGCUGUUGUUCUUAUUGCAAUAUUUGAGGCGAUAGUAUGGUAAUAAUUGCGGUAGAUAUGAAUUCUCUUGUAAUUUUGUUAUUACUAUGAAGAAUCUUCAAGGACACAAAAUGAAGUUCAGGACUUAAGAAUAGUCCAGUAAGUAGGUCUUAAAACUAUGACAUGAAACUUUCAGCAUACACAGAAUUAAGCCCGGAGAACUUUCCUGACCACAUGGCAGCAUUGGAGCUUUCCAGAGAGUUGAAAGAUUAGCGAACAUUUUCUAGGACAUAUUUUAUCAACUGCAUGUUGUGAUGCUGUCUUGUGUGGACUCAAACAUGCCACAACUUGAAAUGCAAAUCACUUUUUUAUUACUAUUAAUAAUCUAUUGUAUGGAUGCUCUAUUUACCUUCAAUCAGCUGACCUAACAGUGUGACAUUUUACAGCUUCAUGAAGCUGGACAAGCAAACCAUCAGGUUACAAAUUUAAUUUGAUUGCGAGACUUGUGAUGACAGCGUCUGAAAAGCGUUAUCGUCGCUGCCGAUUGUAUCAUCUCAUCUGCUCUGACCUCCUUUCGUCUUUUGAUGCCUCCUGAAAAGAACGAUCGCUUCUUUAGUCUUCUUUCCGCUUCUAAUAUUAGUCUAGACAUGAAAUCACUGUUGAUAACACAGCGAGCACGCUGCUAACACCUCAACCAAUGAGAUCCAAAAUUCAAGUCAAUUUAGCAUGUGCAUCCCUAUAAUAUGGGCAGCACGAUGGUAGAGGGGUGUGCGUCUGCCUCACUAUACGAAGGUCCUGGGUUCAAUCCUGCGCUCGGGAUCUUUCUGUGUGGAGUUUGCAUGUUCUCCCCGUUACUGCAUCGGUUCCCUCCGGGUACUCCGUCUUCCUCCCGCCUCCAAAAACAUGCACCUGGGGAUAGGUUGAUUGGCAACACUAAAUUGGCCCUAGUGUGUGAAUGUGAGUGUGAAUGUUGUCUGUCUAUCUGUCUUGGCCCUGUGAUGAGGUGGCGACUUGUCCAGGGUGUACCUGCCUUCCGCCCGAUUCUAGCUGAGAUAGGCUGCAGCACCCCCGGCGACCCAGAAAGGGAUAAGCGGUAGAAAAUGGAUGGAUGGAUCACUAUAAAAUUACACAUUUCAUGCUUACUGUAUAAUAUCUCAUAUCAAUCCAAACGGAGCAAUAGCUCUGAUAUCAGAUGUCCUCAGGCAUGACCUAAUGCACAAUUAUCCUAAGUCACAUGUGUCCAAACUGCCCA
Molecule: messenger RNA, 3591 nt
Organism: Nerophis ophidion (straightnose pipefish)
Lineage: Eukaryota; Metazoa; Chordata; Actinopteri; Syngnathiformes; Syngnathidae
Product: ectonucleoside triphosphate diphosphohydrolase 5-like
Exons: 15
Coding region: 70-1356 (428 amino acids)
Biological process (GO): nucleoside diphosphate catabolic process
Cellular component (GO): membrane
Molecular function (GO): UDP phosphatase activity; GDP phosphatase activity
Source: RefSeq, a predicted model, not a curated record